ACUCCGCAAACAUUGAUGGCAGGAGUGGCAUAGAGAGGAGGUUCAGAGCGAGCAGACGACGGUUGACAGCAGCAGCAUCAACUGUGCGGUCUGGAGAUUCUCACCGAUGUUCCUCAAUUGAUAAUGCUCAGUCAAGAUUAACGAGGGUCAAUUUGCAUGGUGGAUUGGCUGAAUGGGAUGCCUUGGAUUGCAGUGUAGGUUUGGUGUGGCAGCGCGGCAGAGAGGAAGUGGGCCUUGGUGUGAGAAGCGUGCAGUGUGUGGGGAAGCAGCCCAUGUGACACAAGUCUCAGAGAUGACUGCGGCUUUUCUCUGUCACAAGUGAAGCAAUUACAAUCCUCUAAGCUGUCAUUAUCGAAGAUGUCUUGAAUUUUGCAUCUGCUUCAUUCAGUGGUUAGCUAUUGCAGUGGUAUGAAGCAGGCAGGCAGUGAAUAGUUUCAGUGAAAACUGGUUUUAAUGCCUUACAACUCGGCUCAAGCUUGCAGAAGAAAACUGACAGCUUUGUUGGAAGCAGACGGACUCUUCCUGUGUUUUUGUGCACUUCUUACCAUCCCUUUUUUCUCGCAGAUACUUGAGUGCACGUGCUUCCAGUAGUGGGGAUGAUUUGGGGAAAAGUAAUUUUCCUGUAAAACACAGCCUCUUCCUGGUAUAAUUGCUGCUGUGGUGCAGUUAUUGUAGCAAUCAAAUGGUAAUUGAAGACAGUUACCGUGGCGACUUGAACAUUGCCAGAGGACAUUGUGGCAUUAUAUAGUGUCAUCAACUGAAAAACAGAAGGAAUGGAGCAUUGUGGCACUUUACAAUUUAAUGUCUCCUUCAUGAAUAUUCAUUGGAAAUAUCUGCAAACUCCUUGAGGGUUGAUGGGAUGCUGUACUCAAGACAGAUUUUUAUGAAAAAAGUGAAUUGUUUCACAGAAAACCUGUUUGUGUAGUCAGCGCAGUAUUGACAAACUUUGAUACCAGACUAACAAGAGCGUCUUCAAAGACUGUGAAAAGAUUUUUAAUGUGAUAGCCUUCCUGUGAACAUGACCGCUGGCUGUUCUCUGAAUAUUGAUAAUCUUGACCUGGCCUUACCUCAAAUGGAAAGUUGAUAUAAUUUUGUAGCAAUUGGCUGAAUAAUUGGACUGUGCAUUCACGUGGCCCUCGAAAAGAAGAAUCAAUUGGCAGUAUUUGUGAUAUCAACUCUUAAAGACAAAACACCUUCGGGAAAUACGAGGAUAUAAUAGCCUUUCUUUUUAUUGUUGAAGUUUGGACAAACUAUUGCUGGGAUUGCGUCAGAGUUUGAAAAAACCCUGCAAUGAUCAUUUUGACAGCCUGUCUUUUAUCUCACAGAAAAUUCAGGCAAGCUUUGCGCUGACAGAAUCAUGGUGCCGUUUACGUCAUGCCUUUGCUUUUCGAGAAAUUGUGCUUCAAGACGAUGGCGUUUUGUCCGAGGCACGAUGACCCUUGACAUAGCAGAGAGUGACUCAGUUGCCGAUGAGAGACGGGGUGGAAUCUCAUUUGACAAGGCAGACAAAAAUGCAAUAUACGUUCGGACACUUGCUGAUGUUAAGAUGAGGGCGAAGCCCGAGAAGACGGCGCCCCUUGGGAAUGCCAAGUCGUCCAUUCUGGAGUCAGAACACAGGGUGCUUGAGAAACUUACCUUACCCGAGUACAAGAUGAGGUUUCGGUCUCGGUUCCUAAGUCUGCACAAGGUUCACCGUCGGCGCCGGCCAGUGCUGAAAGUGGUUGGACAGAACAAAGUCCUCCUGGACUCUCACUAUGGCAACCAGGCACAGUGUUUGCUGUUAGAAAUAGGCCACUGGGACUUCAAUGUCUUCAGCCUGGACACAUUGUCUGGGGGUCGAUCACUCUUCCAUAUUGCAUUCCAACUUUUCCAAAACUAUGAUCUCAUAUCGGUCUUCCAUCUUGAUAUUCUCAAGUUAAUGAGGUGUUUCACAUUACUAGAAAGUGGUUACCAUGACAACAAUUCCUACCACAAUGCUGUUCAUGCCGCUGAUGUGACACAGGCAAUGCACUGCUUCCUACAAGAACCCCAACUUCGAAGCUGUGUGACUUCUUUGGAGGUUAUGGUAGCCUUCAUUGGAUCAAUGUCACAUGACUUGGAUCAUCCUGGGGUCAAUAACACCUUCCUCAUUGCCACGGCUAAUCAUCUGGCUACAUUGUAUAAUAACUCGUCAGUGUUGGAGAACCAUCACUGGAGGUCUGCAGUUGGAGUGCUGCAGGAGACAAGAGUGUUUGACCAUCUACCCAAGGAUCAGUGGGACGCUGUUGUGAAGCAGAUCAAGUCUCUGAUUUUGGCGACGGACAUCACACGCCAGCAGGAAUUCCUUCUUAAAUUUAGAAGGCUUCUAGAUAAUGAAGAAUUUGACUACGAAAAUAACAUUGAGGACAGACAUUUCAUAUUACAAAUUGCCCUAAAGUGUGCCGACAUCUGCAACCCGUGUCGGAUGUGGUCCCUCAGCAAAGUGUGGAGUGAGAAGGUGGUGGAGGAGUUCUUUAAUCAAGGAGACACAGAGAAAGCUCUACACAUCCCCAUAACUCCAUUAUGCAACAGGAAGGCUAAUACCGUGGCCAAAAUACAAGCAGGUUUCAUGGAGUUUGUGGCCACUCCCCUGUUUAUGGAGUGGUACCGCUUCAUGCCAUCCGAUUUAAGUCGCAAGAUGCUGAACAAUAUAGCCAGGAACAAGAUCCAAUGGAAGAAGAUUAUUGACGAGGAAGCUCUUCAGGUUCAAGAGUCCGACAGUUCUUCCUCGAAGAAUGAACAGUCGAAUGAUGACCAGGAGCAGAGUGACGACGACGAAGAUGAAGAUGAGGAGGAGGUGGAAGAGGAUGUAUGCAGCGAGGAAAAUGAUGUCGUGGAGAACGACAUCAACCUCGCUUACCACUAUGACUCGGAGCAGAUGAGCGAGAGUGGGCGGAGUCUGUCGCCGGUGUCGGAGGAUGUUAAUGUUGUCAUUGCUCCUGGAAGCAGGAGACACAGCAUGCCACCUGUGUUCAUUCGAAGGGAUCUCAAUUUCUAUUUGGGAAUGCGGAGAGACAGCGGACCUAAGAUUCCCCUCCUCCGACGACAGAGUCUGCCGACGACAACACUUUUCAAAUCUACCUCAUCAGAUAUUACUGUUUCCCCGGCUAUUGUGAAGGAAGUUCGGAGUCUUUCCAUGGAAGCACUCAUGUCUCGGCCGAAAAUCUCAAAUCUGAGUCCGAGCAUUGAAGCUAGUAGACUAGCUAGUGGGUUAGAAUACUUGAACUUUGUGCCAUUGAAAAAUCAAACUUUGGUGCUGCAGAGAGGGAGUAUAACAAAAUUUACCUCUUCCCAACGAACAAUCAAUUCCUUGUCGGAUAUUACAUUCCAGUCGAACCGCCCACUCGAUAGGGAUGAUUUGAGAAUGCGCUCAGACACACUAAAAAAUGACAAAAACCUUCCAAAUGUUGGUCUUGCAUCGAGCUGGCCGACAAUAUCGCCAAAGGCUAAGAUAAUCAGUAAGGGUAUUCCAGGAAUGAAACUCCAAACAAACAUUUCAUUUCUUGCUCAAAAGGAGAAUGAACCAAGGGGAGACAACUGCGAUGUGAGUGCUGACAAUCCACCUAUAUGUCUUUCAGAGCACCAGCGCGAGGCUGCCCCGGGCCGACCUCAUUAAGUCAAACAUUUCCAUGUUGUUUCUCAUCUGUUUGUCAGUUUUGCACCAUUAUGGUUGUCAGUGAUCUUGAUGAAAAUAACCGUACCACUCUCAUUGUAUAAACCGUCUUUUUUACAACACAUCCGUCAAUGAAUCUGUGUAUGAUGUUGUUAGGAGUGCUUUUAUUAGCCCAUAUGAAGAUGAAGGUUUUGUCUUUCAUCAUUAUUGGAUAUUUUUUUGCAUAAACACAUACCGUCUCAACAAUUCAGGUCAAGCAAUGCAAAUGGAUAAAGAAUAUGUAUGAAUACUGCUGUUCAGUUCUAAACCUCGUCAGGUAGCUGCAGCGAUGUGCCAGUACCAACGUUAUAUUAUCUGAACUAUUAAUGCCAGUCUGGUAUACCAAAGUCCAGACACCUUGGAGUCAUGAUAUACUGGAACACCCUUCAUAUGUAUUUGUGUUCAUGUGGUAGCAUGUUUGCCGUUUAAGUACCCACUUUAAUAAGUAGAGCAGCCCUUACCCACCUAGACCUCCCUGCAAGUGAUCUUCGUAAUCGUUUAUUGCUGAAUAUUGUUGGGGUUAUUUUGAUGAAAUUGUGUGCUCAAUUUUCACUACACUUUCACUUUCCUAAAAAAUAACUUUUUUAUCAGUAAGGUUCAAUUUAUUUCGGUGAAAGUGUGUGGGAGCUGAUUGGCUGUUAUUUACCGUGACACUGACCAGAAUAACGUUAUUGUUGCCUCGAAAUAAUGACUGCCACUUGAAACAGCUAGAGUAAUGAGGUUUAUUCAUAGAACACUAUAGGUUGCAGAUUAAUUUCUUUCCAUCUUUUCACUGAAAUAUUAAGUAUAAUGAUAAGUGAUGAUGUGUGGCCUUGUUUACCAGGGUUUUACCAUGACUUGCAAAGGAGAGGGUCCAGGGGACCCCAAUAAUUAAUUUAAAGGGUCUUUCAGGCAAUAUGAGGGUCCUGUAAAGUAAUGAAAUGGUGUAGUGUACUGUACGUUUAGGUUAUUUCUUUAGAGCUUGGAAUGAAUCAGUGAUCAUGUGGACAGAGGUCAUGAUUGAUGGAUGAAAUAACAGACACCCAUAAUUGCUCUUUAUACGGUGUAGGUACAAUGAAUA
This is a messenger RNA of Haliotis rufescens (red abalone), 4730 nucleotides long. Its product is annotated as high affinity cAMP-specific 3',5'-cyclic phosphodiesterase 7A-like. The record is from RefSeq and is a predicted model, not a curated record. Gene Ontology annotation, molecular function: 3',5'-cyclic-AMP phosphodiesterase activity. The transcript has 14 exons. Lineage: Eukaryota; Metazoa; Mollusca; Gastropoda; Lepetellida; Haliotidae. The coding region runs from base 1358 to 3634 and encodes 758 amino acids.